Molecule: messenger RNA, 513 nt
Organism: Topomyia yanbarensis
Lineage: Eukaryota; Metazoa; Arthropoda; Insecta; Diptera; Culicidae
Exons: 1
Coding region: 1-513 (170 amino acids)
Source: RefSeq, a predicted model, not a curated record
AUGAAAAUUCGCGACAAUCUGACAUUCCCAGAAGCGCGCAAACUAGCUGAACAGCAAAAUCAAGGAAGUUACGCCCAGACUGCAGUGCAACCAAGCGAGAUCCUAUAUAAAUUGAAAGAGUUGGAGUUGACUAUGACGAAGAAGAAUGAGCAGAUCAUUAAACUUCUGACAGAGAACAAACGCAAGGAAGAGAAAAUCGAGCAAAUGAUGACGUACAUACACCAGAUGAAACAACAGUCCGCGAAUCAAGAAAAACCCCAGCACAGCAAAGAACAGAAACUAGCGAACCAGACAGCCGGGCCAAUUACGAAAUCUAGGGCCAACUCACCAGUGACUAAUACGGAUUCGAAACGAGGAAGACCGCAGAAGCAACAUACUUCGUUCAGCAAACCCACGGCAACUUCACCGGAUAAUAAGAGCCCACCACCAAAGAAAAGCGCUACCACUACCACCAACGAAAUUAUGGGUCAUUCAGACGAUGACAUUGAGAUUACGGAGACGCCUCCUCGAUAA